Molecule: messenger RNA, 302 nt
Organism: Nannochloropsis gaditana CCMP526
Product: aminotransferase class iv
Exons: 1
Molecular function (GO): catalytic activity
Source: RefSeq, a predicted model, not a curated record
UCUUGGGCAUCCAAUUCGAGCCCUCAGGGGCUUUGGCCGAAAGCUCCAUCGGCAAUGUCGCGAUCCUCACACAGGAAGGGGUGCUACGCACACCCCCCUUCGAGCGUAUACUGGCCGGCACCACCGUGAAAAGGUUGUGGGAACUGGCCGUAGAUUCGUUACUCCCGCAAGGUAGGCGUGUCGGGAGCGGUAUGUUUCCACAAGAUUGGACUUUUGAAGCAGUCUUCCUUCUAUGCCCGCCCCCUUAAGUCCUGUGCUCCCCCUUAUUGUUCUCUUAUCACCGCACACAGGCAUCGUGUCUG